This is a messenger RNA of Prosopis cineraria, 2786 nucleotides long. RefSeq lists its product as uncharacterized. The transcript is spliced from 11 exons. Bases 180 to 2660 code for a protein of 826 amino acids. NCBI's taxonomy places the organism in Eukaryota, Viridiplantae, Streptophyta, Magnoliopsida, Fabales, Fabaceae. The record is from RefSeq and is a predicted model, not a curated record.
AGCAUCUACGCAAGUCCUUGUCACUUUUCCUCGGUACUUAUCUUCUUCUCCACUGCGACCUCUGGAGUGUCUUGUCCGACAGUGUUGUUUGUUUUUUUAAUUUUUGUUUUGAUGAUUGAUCUUUCCGUUUGAGUUCCUGGCUAGAAUCCUGAAAUCCCAGAAAGAAAAAAUACGUAAAGAUGGGGCCUAAGCUUCCUUUGACCCACUUGAGAAUAUCGCCUGCCUCUAAUUGUUAUGUGAUUUCUUACGACAAGGGAGAGUUAUGUAAAUACAAAUUCCCUGCAAGAAUAGUUUCAGAGCAGAAGUUCCCGUUCAAGUUCGUACGACAAUCUCUGGGGGAUAGGUGGAACCUGAAUGAUAUAAGCGCUGGCUCAAUCCAAGAAAGAAUGAAUAUAUGGCUAUCGAAGACCCAAGACUUUUUGAAUGAAGUGUCUUCCCCGCUUGCAAAAUCUGGUCAAAAUAGAAAGUCUGCUCCUAAAGAUGAUCUUGGAUUUCAAGUUAUGGAAGACAUAUUUAUGGUAGAGCAGACCAUAGACCGCAGAACAGAAAAUGGCAUUCUUUCUCUAGCUGCUGUUACAUGUAUUGAGCAAUUUAGCAGGAUGAAUGGGCUGACUGGGAGGAAAAUGCAGAAAAUUUAUGAAGCUCUUGUUCCUGAUUCAGUAUACAGAGAUGCCCGUAAUUUGGUUGAAUAUUGCUGCUUUAGGUUCUUGUCAAGGGAUAGCUCUCAUGUUCAUCCUUCCCUAAAGGAACCUGCUUUCCAGAGGCUUGUAUUCAUAACCAUGCUUGCAUGGGAAAAUCCUUACAGUGAUGAGCUUUCAAGUAUCUCAGAGAAGGCUUCUUUCCAGAGUAAGCUCGUCACGGAAGAGGCUUUUGUUCAUAUUGCUCCUGCUGUCGCUGGUGUGGUUGACCGCCCCACAGCACACAAUCUAUUCAAGGCUCUAGCCGGUGAUGAAAGGGGGAUCUCUUUGGGCUUGUGGCUGACUUACAUUAACGAACUUGUCAAAGUGUAUGAAGGACCCAAGUCGUAUCAUAUCCCAGAGUUUCCUCAACUUUCUGAGGAGAGAAUUCUAUGCAUUGGUUCCAACAGGAAAAGGCCUGUAUUGAAAUGGGAGAAGAAUAUGGCAUGGCCUGGCAAGCUCACUCUUACCGAUAAAGCCAUCUACUUUGAGACCGUUGGCUUACUGGGAGAGAAGAAAGCCAUGAGACUGGAUCUUUCAUAUGAAGGAUUACAGGUGGAGAAAGCAAAAGUUGGACCUUUAGGGUCUUCUCUUUUUGACUCUGCUGUUUCUGUUUCCUUUGGCUCAGAGUCGGACACAUGGGUGCUUGAGUUUGUUGACUUGGGAGGUGAUAUGAGGAGAGAUGUUUGGUAUGCAUUAUUAAGUGAAAUUAUUGCUUUACACAAGUUUGUACGUGAGUUCGGACCUGAUGAUUCUGAUGAAUCAUUGUUUGAUGUGUAUGGUUCUCACAAAGGAAAGGAAAGAGCAACAGCCAGUGCCAUUAAUGGUAUUGCUAGGCUUCAAGUCCUUCAGCAAAUGCGAAAGUUGCUGGAUGAUCCCACAAAACUUGUUCAAUUCUCAUAUUUAAAAAAUGCACCGCAUGGUGAUAUUGUCCUCCAAUGUUUGGCGGUAAAUUAUUGGGGUGGCCCUCUGGUUACAGGAUUUAUGAAUACCCGCAAUAAACUGACUCAGGAGACCAGGCCUUCUAAUGAACCUCCUGAUAGUUGCAACAAUGCUUUUGACAUAGAUGGCAGUGUCUACCUACAGAAAUGGAUGAAAUCUCCAUCUUGGGCAUCUGGUGCUUCCACAAAUUUCUGGAAGAACUCUUCAAUUAAGCAAGGUUUAGUGUUAAGCAAGAAUCAUGUUGUGGCUGAUUUAUCACUUGUAGAAAGAGCUGCAGAAACAUGCAAGAGAAAGUACCAGGCUGUAGAGAAAACUCAAGCAACAAUUGAUGCUGCAACUCUACAAGGCAUACCCAGUAAUAUUGAUCUUUUCAAGGAGCUUUUGUUUCCUCUGAGCUUAACUGUGAGAAAUAUUGAGAAACUAAGGCGCUGGGAGGACCCACCUAUGACUGCUGCUUUUCUGGGAGUUGUCUACACAAUAAUUUUUCGAAACUUGCUGUCAUAUGUUUUUCCCAUGAUGCUGAUGAUUUUGGGAGCUGGAAUGUUGACAAUCAGGGGGCUUAAGGAGCAAGGCCGUCUUGGACGGUCUUUUGGUAAAGUCACAAUACGUGAUCAGCCUCCAUCAAAUACUAUACAAAAGAUCAUUGCUGUAAAAGAUGCCAUGCGUGAUGUUGAGAAUUAUAUGCAGCAAGUGAAUGUUGCACUUCUGAAAAUGCGUGCUAUUUUACUUUCAGGUCAUCCACAGGUAACUACUGAGGUAGCAUUGCUGCUGUUAUUUUCUGCAUCUAUUCUCCUCAUUAUCCCAUUCAAGUACAUUUUUUCCUUUCUUAUAUUGGAUCUCUUUACACGAGAGCUUGGGUUCAGGAGAGAAAUGGUAAAGAAGUUCAUAAGUAUGGUGAGGGAGCGUUGGCAUGCCGUGCCUGCGGCUCCUGUAGCAAUUUUACCAUAUGAAGAUGAUGAGUCCAGAUCAGUAAGUCCGCUAAAGGAAACUGAGGACCAAGAAAAACCACAAGGAAGUCAGAAUGGUUUUAAGUCCAGAUAGUUGCACAAUGAUCAUGGUUGUUUAUAGAAUACGAUAGAUGUAAUUUUCUGUCAAUUCUUGUGUAAAGAAGACGACAUUUGUGUACUAGUUUGACUCUUUAUGAAAUGCUUGAUCUGAUUAGCUUUA